Molecule: messenger RNA, 1968 nt
Organism: Acanthochromis polyacanthus (spiny chromis)
Lineage: Eukaryota; Metazoa; Chordata; Actinopteri; Pomacentridae
Product: XK-related protein 8-like
Exons: 3
Coding region: 78-1283 (401 amino acids)
Biological process (GO): phosphatidylserine exposure on apoptotic cell surface; engulfment of apoptotic cell; apoptotic process involved in development
Cellular component (GO): plasma membrane
Source: RefSeq, a predicted model, not a curated record
AGGCGUGUUUCAGACUCUGAACUUUGUCUCAGCUUGAAAAGUUUCAGUUGUGUUUCUGCCCGCCGUGUUUCUGAAGCAUGAGCAGCUUCAAAUUCUCCCGUCUGGACUUCCUGUUCACCUGUGUGGGUCUACCUGUGUUCCUGCUGGAUGUGGGCCUGGACAUCUGGGCUGCUGUCAGCUUCUACCGGGCCGGGGCCUACUGGAGUCUGGGGAUUCUGGUGGUGCUGCUGGUGGGCUCCUCGGUGCUGGUCCAGGUCUACAGCUGGUUCUGGUACCGCUACGAGGACUUCAGGAGGGAAACCAAGGUGGAGAGAAGCCUGAGCCAGAACCAGCUGAGACUGGUCCACCUGCUGCAGCUGGGGAUCUACCUGAGACAUGCCAGCGUUCUGGAACUUUCUGUCCUCAACUGUUACUUGAAGAACAAUAACGGCUUCGUGGUGUAUCUGACCCACGAUCUGAGCAUGCUGAAGAUCAUAGAGACAUUCACAGAGAGCGCCCCCCAGCUGGUCCUGAUGCUGACCAUCAUCCUGCAGGAGGGUCGGCUGGACACCUUCACCGUUCUAAAGGCGGUGGGUUCAGCAUCGGCCAUAGCAUUCUGUGUGACCACCUACCAUCGUUCUCUUCGUUCCUUCCUCCCUGACAAACAAAAUCAGUGCUUCGGUUCGUCUCUGGUCUACUUCCUGUGGAACCUCCUCCUGAUCGCGUCCCGCCUCACCGCCGUCGCCCUCUUCGCCUCCGUGCUGCCCUGCUUUGUCUUCACCCACCUCAUCUGCUCCUGGAUGGUCUUCUUCUUCUUCGCCUGGAGGUCCCAGACCGACUUCAUGGACAGCGCUGGUGGGGAGUGGCUGUACCGGGCCACGGUGGGCCUCAUCUGGUACUUCGACUGGUUCAAUGUGACCGAGGGUCGGACCAGGUACCGGACUCUGGUGUACCACAGCUUCAUGCUGGUGGACAUCUCUGUCCUCUGUGGUGUCUGGUGCUGGAAGAUGAUCACGGAUCCUCCUUACGCCGCGGUUCCUCCCUUGAACGCCGCCGUCACCGCUGCUGGUGUGAUUUCAGUCUACGUCCUCGGCCUCCUGCUGAAGAUCCUCUACUACAAAUGCUGUCAUCCCAACCUGAACAAAGAGGAGCUGAAGGGGGAUGACUCGGAGUACCAGACUGCUCCAGAGGAUCAGGUGGAUGCUCUGAUGUUCAGGAUGGCACCAGUCCAGCAGAAACCAUCUCCACCACUUCCUUACAGCAAUAAGAGGAUGAGGAAGCUGGCAGAGAACUUCUACUCCUGAUCGGAUGACAAGAAGUCAUGGAGGAAGUCAUGGGGGAAGUCCUGCAGAUGCUGUUUUAAAAGAUCAUGAGUCUGGGGGAUCAUAUGAGGAUUUGAGGUUAUUCAAGAGAUCUACCAAGAUCUAAUAAUCUUGGAGGAAGAUCUACCUUCCUAAAGGUAUUCAAAAGGUAGAUCUUUUGAAUAACCUCAGAUCCUCUUACAAGGCCACCAGGAAGCUCAUUGAUCACUGGCAUCAGAGAAUCUGAAGUCAAGAGGAUCUGAGGUCAUUCAAGAGGUAGAUCUCAAAGAUCUACCUUUUGAAUAAUCAUCUUGGUGGAAGAUGUACAGGGUGACACAAAAAAACAGGAACAUUUUAACAAUCCAAUAAAACCAAGAGUGAUGGAAGAAAAAUAUUUUAUUCUACAAUUUCAUUUAGCAGACGCUUUUGUCCAAAGCGACGUACAACACAAGCAAGAAUUCAGAAAUAAGGAAAAACCUGUAGUAAGUGCAAAAAGUGCUUCAAGUGCGAUUGGUCAAAGGUGUUGUCAUCAAGUUGCAAAAGAAUUGCCAACCACCACCCCUUUUUUUUUUUUCAACUUUGUCAGCCCUAAAUAAGUGCUGGGUUUUGGACCACCUGACUUAUUCUACCCCUAAGGUGGAGUCAGAUUAAGUGCGUAGGUGUUCUCUGAACAAUGGAGUCUUCAAUU